Messenger RNA from Neolamprologus brichardi, 6123 nucleotides. It is a transcript of the gene akap1b, whose product is annotated as A-kinase anchoring protein 1b. Gene Ontology annotation, molecular function: protein kinase A regulatory subunit binding; RNA binding. Lineage: Eukaryota; Metazoa; Chordata; Actinopteri; Cichliformes; Cichlidae. The record is from RefSeq and is a predicted model, not a curated record. Gene Ontology annotation, cellular component: mitochondrion; membrane.
ACUGUGGUUGCUAGGUAGCUAACUUCAUGCUUUGUAUCCUGCACUGCGGCCUCCUUAAACAGCCAUGCUGUAUUUCGUGUUUGCAUUAGGUCACAGCCAUCUCUGCUACACGAUUUCGUCCCAGACGGUGCCAAACUCCCUUUAUGCAUUUGUUAUAUGGGAUUUAACAUCUUACUGGCUGCAGGUUGUUCAGUUUAGUACGGGGCACAACUUCGCUGUUGGAUAUUUUGUAGAAUCUGAAAAAAUUCGGCAUUAAAAAGGACCUGUCAGCGUAUCGUGUAGCUGCUAGUGUCUUGAGGAAAUGCCACUGAGGUUUCGCUCUGUUGUACCCUAUACACUGCCCGGAGUACUCGCACUGAUUGGAUGUUGGUGGUACAUCUCACGAAAGAGAGAGCGGCUCAUCAACCAUGACAGGACUGAGGGAACUCCAACCACUACGGACCUUAAAACAUCUUCAGCAGAUGGUAGCAAUGGUUUGGUGGAGAAAGACACUGUAUCCCCCACAAAUGACACAGACAACCCCAUUCACAGACCUCCAAAUGCCAGUAACCAGAGAACACAACAUGAAAACAUUUCACAGAUCCAUUUCCAGCACACUGAAGCGUCACCGUCACUGGCACAAAGUUCUGAAAAGUUUUCAUGUAAUUCUGAGAGAAUGAAACAAGGAAUCCAUAGGCCUCCACAGUCAGCACUGCCAUCACUUGAUAAAGAUGACAGCUUACAGGUAUCAUCAAAAGACCGUAAAGACCCAGAGAGGAGCUUGUCACUUGCCUUGGGAACAGAGCUCAACCUAGUGAAAGAUCCAGUAUCUGAUCUAGAAAGAGCCACAUUUUCCUAUCAGUCUACCAAAGUCACCAGCUCCUUUCCCACAACAUCGCUGCUUUCUGGUGCAGAGAGACCAGACCCGGAGGGGGAGGUUGCAAAGAAUCACAGCACUAAUAAUACACAAGAUGAAAUGAUUGGCUGGGAUGAGCAUGCAUCCAAUGUAGAGAGGGUGGACCCAUCAGAAGCAGACUCUCUGAAUACACCUCCACCAGUGCAGGAUUUUCACCAACACAUUCUGUCCAGCACACCAACUGACCCAGUCCUGGCCUCUACAUCCCUAAGUAUUGUCCAGAACACAACAGCAGUAACACCAGAGGACAUAUUGGUACACGGUAGCCCUGGAGAGGAGCAUGAUCUUGAGGAUCUUGCUGCUCGACUUAUAACGAAGGUCAUCUCAGCUGCCACCCAGGAAGUCCUUAGUGUCACAAGUUGCCAGGUUGUGGACAAAAGUCUGCCUAACUGCAGUAGUGGUGGACUAUACCCAGAGCUCGAGCCAAUCAUAGCAACGCAGAAACACCAUCAUCUCUCGACAAGCCCUUCUCAGGUAGGCUGUGAUUGUAGAGAGGCAACAGAAAAAGAAGCGCAAGCAGUGCCUAACGGCUGCUCCUCGUCUCCAGUAUGGAAAUCUGUUGAUGUCAGUCACAUAAAUCAUCAGAAAAAUGCUGUUCACAGCAGCCACUGGUCAGCACAGCUGCCCCAAGAAGCACAAACCUCACCUGUGUUGAACAUUAAACUAAAAGGUGACGAGGCUGCUCCGCUGGCCGAGGACUCGGCCUGCAGCACCUGCCACUCUGAGGAUGGCAUUAGCAGCGAGGAUCUUCAAAGCAGCAUGUUUGACAACCAAAGUGAUGUGAUCCAGCUUACAGACCUCUCCGCAGGAGAAGCGGCACAGGGCCAGGUGCAGGCUGAGAGUUUGACAGAGGGCUUAGUUUUGUCUGCAACUGAAGACGACUCUUUGGAUGCAGCGUGUGAGAUAAAGGGGCUAAAUGCAGUAGGUGUAAGGAAUGGAGCUCAUGGGACAUGUGAAGUAGAGACGGAUCAAUCUGGAGGUUCUGAUGUAAACAGUAUGGACUCUGUGGAUAGCGGAUGCACUAUGGGUGCCCUAGAGAGUAAGGGCAACCAUGCUGCCUCAAGCACUGGGCUGAUCAUCUGGGAGAUUGAGGUACCAAAGCAUCUUGUAGGGAGGCUUAUUGGAAAGCAAGGUCGAUAUGUGAGUUUCCUAAAGCAGAACUCUGGAGCAAAGAUCUACAUUUCUACCUUGCCUUAUACACAGGAGUUCCAGAUUUGUCACAUAGAAGGGACACAGCAGCAGGUUGACAAAGCCCUGUCGUUGAUUGGGAAGAAAUUUAAAGACCUGGACCUCAACAAUCUAUAUGCUGCACCACCACCUCCACUUACAUUACCAUCUCUUCCCAUGACUUCAUGGCUUCUCCUUCCAAGUGGAGUCACAGUUGAAGUGAUCGUGGUGAACAUCGUGUCAGCUGGUCACGUCUUUGUCCAGCAACACACCCACCCCACGUACCAUGCCUUGCGAAGCCUUGACCAGCAGAUGUUCCUUUGCUACUCACAGCCAGGCACCCCUGCCUUGCCCUCACCUGCUGAAAUUGGUGUGAUCUGUGCAGCUCCUGCAGUUGAAGGAGCCUGGUGGAGAGCUCAGGUCAUCACUUUCUACAAAGAAUCGAAUGAAGUGGAGAUCAGAUACGUUGACUAUGGAGGCUAUGACAGAGUUAAGAUUGACUCACUACGGCAAAUAAGGUCUGACUUUGUGACACUACCAUUUCAAGGUGCUGAAGUAUUACUCGACAACAUCGCACCACUACCAGGAGAGGAUCGUUUUUCAGCUGAGGCCACAUCAGAGCUGGAGGAAAUGACCAGAGGAGUCCCAUUGCUUGCGCAGGUCUCCAGCUAUGAUAACAACACAGGCCUCCCGCUGGUCCACCUGUGGAACAUGGUUGGAGAGGAGGUUAUAUCUGUGAACCGUACACUGGCAGAGAGAGGCCUGGGUGUUUGGGUGGAUGGAUUUUGAACUUGCAUGGUCUCUCAACUUCAUCAAACAGUUCACUUGAUCUAAAAAAAAACAAAAACAAAAAUUCCCUCCUCACGCUAUUGCCCCUUCUCCUCUUUCCCCUCCUUUAAAAAGAAAUACAUUGUUUGCAGGUAUCACGGACAUGAUGAACAAGAACAUAACGCUACUUUAAUAUGACAGCCUUCCAUUUUUGUUCUGGUGUUAAAAUAGGAGAAAGGAAUUUUGUCUUUUAAAAAAAACAACAACUUUUGCACACUGACAGUGGGUCGAGUGUGAAAGGACAGGUACCUGCAUCAGUCUAAUGUAGUCAUCUGUAGGUUAGUGCAUUUCAAAGCUGCCUGGCUUGCCUGGAGUGAAAGUGGGGGACACAAAAGCUUACAGCACUGCAAAGUGUAGAGAUGGUCAGACGGUGUUCCCUGUGGGAGCACUGAGCUAAUCUACCCGGCCCUGCGGCCUCAGAGCUCGGACUUCUCUCUGGUCUCCUUUAGCAAGGACAGAGGAACUACCUUGUUGCUUUUUGCUUUGUUUUUCUCCAUGAAACUGAUUUGCAAUACCAAAUAAUUAUCAUAAAUGACCUACCAUACAAAAUGCGGUUGAAUGAUUGCUCUACAUGUUGGCAGGAUUUUUUUUUUUUUGUUUGUGUGUGUUUGUGUGUGUGGGGUGUGGGGUGGGGGGGUGUCCAGGUCCAGAUUUUUCAUCUGAGGAAGCAGAUCGUUACUUUGGGGCAAUGCAAGUUCCUCAACGGGAGACGUUCAGUUUGGCUGACAAAACUACAGAUUGAUUUUUGAGGUGCUGUUUAAAAAAACAAAACAAAACAAAUGAAAUAAAAAAUCAGUCUAUUUAGUCUCCCCCAUUCCUGAAGGUUGAUUAUUUUAUACACAAAAGGUGAAAUGAACCAUAUGCAAGCUUGUGAUUGAAUGUGCUGUAUUUUCAAAACUAAUUACCAAAUGGUUAAAAAUCAGACUUAACGACUAAAUUCAGUUAGUGUCAUGAGUUUCCAUUUACGCUGGAGACUUUCUGCCUGUUGUGACACAGAGGGAUUUCUUCUACACUUGGAAAACUUGGUUGAUUUGACAGAAUCCCAUACUUCAGUACUUCUAGUCAGACAUGGUGAGGGAUAUCUUCAGCUUCACUGAGCAAUGAUAAGCAGGCUCAACAACUGGCUUUGUUAACUAAAUAUACUCAUGCGAACAAGUUGAGUUCUAAUUUACAAAUUACAUGAUCGCAGCUGUGAAUGGAGUACCUAAUGUGACAGACUGAAACUGACCUGAUGUGUCAGGAGCUAUGUUUGGAGGAAUAUAUAUAUAUGAUUUAAAUCCAGAAGGUGUUAUAACACAGAAGAACAUGUUUAUGUAUUUAAAGUUGCCUGUACAUGUAAAAACUCCUACACGUCUUUCAUUUUGGUUGGCUUUAACCAUUUAAUAUAUAUUAACUGACAGUCUUUUGGUUUUUGUAUAACUGCCAAGAUGUAUUCUAGAUUGUGGGAGUCUGUAUGUGUGUACAUAUUUAUAUAUAUAAAAAUGGAAGACUGUACUGGAACAAAGAAAAGGGAUGAAAUUUUACUUAUUAAAUAUAAAAUGACACUUUAAGGCAACAUUGGGUUUAUUUACUGCCACUUACCCUUACAAGAUAGCCUUGAUGUUCUGACCUGCACUAAUAAAGUUCAGUAUCAUGGGGAAAAAAACUUGACUUGGGCUCCAGAAAGAUUUUGAUCUGAUCCUCUGAAGUAGCCAUGUAUUUAUUAGCGGUUCACCAUGAUGGUGUGCUUCUGUUAAUACUGGGCUAGUUUUUUAUGGGGGGGGGAGGGGACAAAACCUGUUGUCUUUAACAGUAAGAGCUUGGAGUCUUUAAAGGGAACUGAUAUUAGCCUACUGCAUAAGAAUUUAUUUAUUUAAGCUAGCUGACAUGAUGUAAGCCUGAGCAUCUUUCAUAAAGAGGCUUCAGAAGAGGAGCAACGCUUAUUGUGGCAAGCUGGCUUGAAUCACAAAUAAGGAUCAAAUGUUCAUAUACUAAAACCAGACUUGCAGAGAUGCUGAGCACAGGUCAUAGCUCACCACUGAAGAGAACACAGGACAAAAAUGUACUGCAGAGCGGAUGGAAAGAAACUAUAAAAUGAACAGAUUAUUUCAACCCAUUUAAAAACUGAAGAUGUGGUUUAACUGAUCGAUGGAGCAAGGCAACCAUGCAAGAGCACUCUUCUGUCAUUUGUCGAGCUCGACAGCGAAUCAGUCCAAUCACAUACAACUGCUGGUUUUUGGUUCAGUCUGUAUUUAAAUGGUGACAUGAUGAAUCUACAGAUUUUAUUUAUCAAAUAGUAACUUGCAAUGGUAAACUCAAAAUGGUAACUGUCUGUUAGCACUUCCUCAACCUCAUUUUAACAUGAAAAUGUUACAGUGAGUUUGCAGGGCAUGAAUGGAUCCUGGAAUGGCCCAAGUUUAAAUGAUAUGGACUGUGUGCACUUCAUUUUUUAAUUGUUUUUUCUUUAACAUGAAUGAAAUCACUGUUAUUCUAGCAAUAAGGCAGCUUUAUUCUGACUGAAGAACAGAUUAGGGAAGGGGUUACCUGUUGUUUAAUUUUGCUAAGAAUGUUGACUUGAUACUUUUUGUCAAAUUCUUGAUUAUAGUCAAACUCAAUGCAUCUCUCUCACAUGGUUAAUUCAGUGGUUUAGUGACUCAACCCGUUCAGAUACCUUGUGGAAGAAAAUGGGUUGGUUGUGUUCAAACCAUAACAUUGAGUUAUAUGAAAUUAGGCAUGCAUACAGUGUGCUUCGCAUCAGCCCUAUUGGCUUUUGCAUUUUUCCAUCCAUCCAUGUUUUACAUGAUCUCUGCUCCUGUGUGUGUAUGUUGGGUUUUUUUGAUUUGUUUUGGGGUUUUUUCUUCAAUUCAUGCUGGUGUUUGUCCUCCUAACAACAAUCCUUCACUACAGCCUCAGAUUGUGAUGCUUUUGUUCAUUUUCCUGUAGAUAAGAUGACUGUAAUUUUCUAUAACACUGAAGACAGAAAGAUAAGGGAACAUUAUUUUUUCGUUUCUAAGAUUUCUUCCAUUUCAUCCUGCCCCUGCCAGCUUUCAAAUGUUUUCAAGCUGUGGGACUGACUAUUAGGGUUUGUAUCGCUAGUCAAGUCAUCAUUUGAUUAUUUAACUGGAUGUUAAACUGUUAUGCCGAAAAUCAAUUAACAUGUACAGAUCAGUUUUUGUUAGGAUUAUAUUAAGUUUGAUUUGAUUGUACAGAUCUGUUAGGAAAAAAAAAUAAAAGUUCUUGAAAGUGGUUUCAAA